CUGACACCGCCAGCUGUACAGGGCCACUGCAGCAGCCGCAUUCAAACUGGAAGAACCAUCCAAUCUCUACAUACCACCCGCUCUCUUUCUGCAUCUGCUGUUCGAGGUACUACUAGUAGUAUGCACUUGAUAUGUACCCCACGCUUGUCUCCUCUUAAGCUCCCGCCCCCCCUGCUGUGUAACCUGAAAAUAUGCAUCGGGUCACCGGCUCCUCAGGCACAGACGAAUCAGCCGCGAGGCGUCAAGGGAAAAGGAGACUUGAACCUGGGCAACAAGCUCUGGACUGAACAAUUACCAGUUUCUAUCAAGAGUUGAAGUUGCUCGCUCAAAAGAAAUCUUUGGUCCAUGGAGACCGCGCUGAUUAGAAUGUUGCUACUCUACUGCUCCAGAUCCACCAUCCCUUCAAGCGGGAGAAUCAAGCAUCUAACAAACAACCCUGAAUGCUUCACCGCCUGUGUUGUGGCAGCCUCACCUUCAGUAAGCCGACGCCGACCUGAGACGAAUGAACACGAGUCUGUCUCACUUUUAUCCAUGCCUGCAUGACACCGCAAGAACAAAGACACCGCUCGGUCGGCUGAUGUCAUCGAUUUUAUGCCUCUUGGUGGCCGUGGCCGUUGAGGUCAUCCACUGACUGGCUCUGUUCUCGUUGCAUCCGGGCCUCGAUCUCCCGGAGUUGGCUCUCCCGCGCCAGCAGUUCUUGUCGCUUCUCAUUGAUCUCUCUCUGCACCUUGACUUCGAUUUCGCGUAGUUUCUCCUCUUCACGUCGCAGUUGUUCUUCCUUCAGGCGCACCGACUGGCUGGCCAGGUCUUCGGGGUUGAUCGACGAGUCUUGACCCCUGUUGCACAAUUGUUAGUCUCUGUCACAGUAUAUCAAGGUUGCAGGAAUCAUACGAGAGGCCUCCAUCCACACUCUUGCUGAGUUUCUCCGUACGGUAGUUCUCAUACAGGAAGUCGUGGGUGAUUUCCUUGAGGUCGGCAAGGUGGGAAUGCAAAAGAGCGCUGCGAAUGGCCAGGAAGUCCGAGUGACGAGGGUUAUCCACUUCAACCACACCCCAAGGGUAUUGUCGUGCUCGAACACGUCGACCCCCAAUCUCAAGCACAUCUUCUGAUCCAACAAUGGCAAAAGGCAUCAGUCCACGAAGCUCCGCAUUCUCCUCGACAGUGUCUUCGUCAUCCUCCUCGAUGUCGUAGGGAAAGUUGUAGACAGGGAUUCUGUAAUGCUCAAUAUCCUCCAUGACCAAUUUCUUCGACUCGGCCAAUUCGGCAGGGGUCAGGGAAUCGGCCUUGCCAAUAACGGGGAUGACAUUAACACGUGGAGACAAACGCUUCAUCAGUUCGAUGUCGAGUUCGCGAAGUCCAUGGCCGGUGGGUGUGAUGAAAUAAAGCAGGGCAUGCACACGGUUGUCGCGGAAUCGAGGGUUACGCUUGAUACGAGACUCUUCGGCGAGAAUGUCGUCGUACUGUCUCUCGAGGUAGCCAACGAUUUCGCCAAAAGAGGCUUCAUUGUCGAUCUGAUCUCCGAAGCCAGGCGUGUCCACGAUGGUCAAUGAGACACGAGUACCUUCUUCGUCCAACUCCAGCUCUGCCAAACGCUGUCAGACCACAAUUACACUAGGACAGUAUGUAUUAUCAUCCACCUACCAACUGUCACCGGCUUGAUCCGAACACCUUCUUCCAGGUGGGCAUUGGCUGCAUCGUCGGCAUCCUUGGGUUGAAGGACUCGCUUGCCGCAGAGGGUGUUGACGAAUGUAGUCCGGCCUUGAAGUGGUCAGUACAUUUCCGAUCAAGCGUAGAGAGGAUGAUCCAUCGUACCGGUUCCGCUGGCACCGCACACCAUGAGACAGAACUGGAUGCCCUUCUUCACAUUCUUCUUUCUCCGGAUCUGCACAUCGGACAAUCGCAUGUUAUUAGUAGAGAACAUGACGGCAAGGAAUAGUAUAAUUGUGGAGGAGGGCGGCAGAGGUGGUGCGAAUCCUGACGGUGCUGCUGUUUGCGGGUGCGGAUAGGAGCGAGACAGUGCAUACCGGAUUCAUUGGUGAAGACAUCUCGACAAGUGGCAGGAUUAGGAUAACAGUGCUGAGGAAGAGGGCGCCGUGGCUGACAACUGCGGCUUGAAAUGGAAUAACAGACAGGGGAAACCAGCGCGUUGGUUGACACGUUGAAGCUGGCAAGACAGACGGAAGAUGAUGGUGGUUGUCGACAGACUGACAGACUGCGCUGGGCCAAAAAAUUAGGGGUAAAUGGCUUUGUUAGCAGUUCAACGUGUCGUUGCGGAUCAGAAGUCGAACUACUUACAAUUUGGACUAGCGCGAGGUGCGGCUACUCUGGGGUCGCGCUUGCCCCUUUCUGACCACUCCGCCAGCCUUGCAAAUGCUCGACAGUACAACAGUAACAGUAAUCACGCAGGCAGUAUAAACGACGUCAACUGCGCCAAAUCACCAAUAACGGCUUGACUGGCACAUACAGUCUGUGUACAGACAACUACAAACAGGCCUGUGACAAGGUUCAUGCCGCACCUAGAAGCCCCUAGGUAUCUCUUGUCCUGAUCUCCGUUCGCAAGAACUACUGCACAACUUGAACGCUAUAGUGCUGCUUCAAGGCCCUAAAGGCAGGUACCUACCCGCAAGGUAGGUGCAAUCGUCUCAUAUUGACCGUCGCAACAAUCUGCAGCCCUCGCCUUUGAGGCAACUCAAUCUCCUCUGCUUCCGCCGUCAUGUCUUUUCGGCGACCGGGGAAUUCGAGGCGACAACAGUCCGUCGAAUUUCCGAGAUACCCUCCCAUGUCCUCCACCACGCAAACACAGACGCAGACACAGCAGCAACAGCAGCAACAGCCUCAACCCACUCCUCCGCCUACAUCUGCUCCCGCCGAUUCAACAUCGUUAUCAUCGACGCAACCGGCUGUGCAAGGCUCAGACUACGAAUCAGACAAUCAAGGAUAUCAAUCCGACUAUCCGACUCACCCUCCUCCUCCCAACCGCACCAAUGAAGAGCUGAAUCUAUCCGUACUCAAGCGCAUCAAUCCUGCCAUCACUUCCAUAUUAUCAAUCGCACCAUACGCCGUCGUCUACGAAUUCUCUCCGAUGCCACAGCCGGAAUGGACCAAAACAGGAAUAGAAGGCUCGUUGUUCAUCUGCGAGCUUUCGCCCGGAUCAUACGGGGAAGACCGAUAUUGCGCCAUUGUCCUCAACAGGAGAGGCUUGGACAAUUUUCAAGCAGAGUUGAGAGAAGGAGAGAAUGCCGGGGUGGAAAUCACAGGGGAAUAUGUGAUCAUCAGUUUCAAGGAGGGCGAUGAGCAGAAGAUCUACGGGGUAUAUAUUUUCCAUGAUGUACCCGGAUCAUCUACAGAACACGCGCAAAAGUUGAACGGCGACUUGAUGAAGUCGUUGGCAGACCAUGCCGGAGCAAGUCGCCAAGCCGCCGAGGCCGCCGCAUCCACGGCGGUUGCGCAACACACCAACGGAGGAAUACAACAGGCGGAACAAACAUUACAAAACCAUCAAGCUAGUGCCCCUAUGCCUGGGCAGCCAAUUAGUCUCCAACAGCUGUUUGGGCAGCAACGAGCGGCUGAUGCUGGAUGGAGUGUGAGGACACAUAACUUCGACGGCGCGAGUCAACAGCAACAUCAUACCAUGGCAGGCAUGGUUCCUCAGGAAGCUUCCUCUCAGAAGCCUGAUGUUCUGGGCGAGCUUUUCAGGAGGGCUGGUCUGGCUCAAAGGUAGACAACCCGUCCAUAGCAUGGCAACAGGAAUACCACUGUCAUUGCUGGAAUAUCAUUCGCAGAAUUACUUUCAGUCACUGGAUUCUAGAUAUGAUGGAAAUGGGACUAGGGGUCCGGUCAUACACAGUUAUUAGUACUGUCUAGUAGUACCUCCCUAAUCCAACCCGAAACUCGCCGAGCCACGAACUCGCUCUGAUCCAAACACCAGGCAUGGACAAGUCCAUCUGUCUCACAUAUCUUUGUCAUUGGCGCUUGAUUUGGUUCGUCGUGCUGUUUAAAUUGCACCUCCUCUUCCCUAGCAGUGGCUGUGGCAUUGCCGUAGUCGUGGUCGUGGUCGUAGUCGUUAAUGCCGGGUAUAUUGAAACGGAAACAAUCUUUCUCAACCACUCCGCCGCCAAGUUUGAUCUUUUGAAUCUCCUGUUUCGUCAGGUCUGCGACCCAGUGAUCUGAUUUGGCGAACCAGAAGUAGAGCCUCGGACUCGCACUACUUUUGGUCAAGGACUGGUUGGAUGUGGACGUGGACGUGGAUGUAGAUGUGGAGGGAGAUGCUGUUGCUGCUGUCGCGGCUGCUGCACCCCAAACCUCUUCUCCCCAUUUAUCCCCUCUAAUUUCCCUCAUCUCAUCGCCCGCCAUAUACAGCGCCUGUUUGACUCCCAUGGGACAUUUUGUCAAAAAAGCCACCGUCGUUUCUAGGCCGUGAGAGUUUUGUUUUUGGUUGGUGACUUUUUGGAUUAGCCAUGACAGCGCUUUGCGAGGGAGGAGUGAUGUUUGGAGAUGGACGAGAAUCUGGGCUAGAUUGGGUAUUGAGAGAUAGGAUGUGGUGAGUAAAGGUGUGGUGAGGCGGCCGGAAGGGGAUUCGUGGAUGUUGAUGAUUGUGGGGGUGAGGAGGAUGCAGGCGAUGGGUGUCCAAGGUAGCACUUUGCUGAUGGUGCUGGUGUUGUCGUUAAGGGUUGAAGCGGUGGUCGUGGGUACGGUGGUUGCAUGUUCGUGGCCCUGGUCGCGGUCGUGGUCGUGGUCGUGGGUUUGCGUCUGGAUGGUAGUAUGUGAGUGUCGAAGUCGUUCAUUCCAUAACCUCACAAUCUCCAAUGCGAUAUAUGCACCCACA
Messenger RNA from Exophiala dermatitidis NIH/UT8656, 4825 nucleotides. RefSeq lists its product as uncharacterized. The record is from RefSeq and is a predicted model, not a curated record. The coding region runs from base 2714 to 3721 and encodes 335 amino acids. Gene Ontology annotation, biological process: positive regulation of catalytic activity; deadenylation-dependent decapping of nuclear-transcribed mRNA; deadenylation-independent decapping of nuclear-transcribed mRNA. Gene Ontology annotation, molecular function: mRNA binding; enzyme activator activity. The transcript has a single exon. Gene Ontology annotation, cellular component: P-body. Lineage: Eukaryota; Fungi; Ascomycota; Eurotiomycetes; Chaetothyriales; Herpotrichiellaceae.